This is a messenger RNA of Geodia barretti, 411 nucleotides long. Lineage: Eukaryota; Metazoa; Porifera; Demospongiae; Tetractinellida; Geodiidae. The record is from the annotation of a GenBank genome assembly.
AUGUUGCUCGCCGAACUCGGCAGCACUUCGGGGAAAAACCAAUUUACCCGAAUCAACUUUGAUGGCAUUGUCCGAACCGACACUAAUUUUGCUAUUAUCGGUGGAACGGAAGCGAUCGAAACUCGGAUGCAAAACUAUUUCGCUACUGCAAAGACUGACGCAGAUAGAGAUUUAACCACCGCACUCCGGUUGGCGGUGGAAACUUGGGCAAUCGGCAAAGAAUUAAGUUCACGAGAGUCGGAAGAGACGGAAUCUGAGGAAACCCAAAUAGAUACCACGCAGAUGUACGAAAUUAUUGACACUGCCCGCGAAGAAGGCGAAAUUGAAGUAGGGGUCUUGGAAACAGCACAACCAGAAGCAAGCAAAUUCCGACUGCUUACCUCUCAAGAGAUUGAAGCCGCGCUUCCGUAG